AUGGCCUCGAGACGAGCAUUUGUCCGCCUCUCUAUACGGUCAUCCGCUUCAGCAAUCGUCCGCAAACCAUUCUGCAGUCCUCAGACCUCGUCGCACCAUGGUCUCCGCGCACAGCUAUCGCCAGCCCCUGCGGCGCAAUUCCAGCAAAUACGAUGGCACUCAGCGCCACCGUCAAACUCCAAGGUGUACAACUACGAGCAGGUCAAAGCAAUAGUCGAGUCCCCCUCCGACGACACGGUGCUAAUCGACGUGCGCGAGCCCUCCGAGUACGAGGCCGGCUACAUCCCGACGGCGCUCAACGUCCCCAUCUCCUCGCAGCCGGACGCGCUCUUCCUGGCCCCCGACGAGUUCCAGGACCGCUUCGGCUUCAUCAAGCCGCCGCCGCAGAAGACGCUCGUGUUUUACUGCAAGGCGGGCGUGCGGAGCAGCGCUGCCGCCCAGUUGGCGCUGCAGCAUGGGUAUCAGAAGGUCGGGGAGUAUAGGGGCAGUUGGCUGGACUGGAAUAAGAGGGGCGGGGAGGAGAGUAGGGAGGGGCCGAGGGGACAUAAGGGGGGGGAGGCGCCGGUGUGA
This is a messenger RNA of Coniosporium apollinis CBS 100218, 570 nucleotides long. RefSeq lists its product as uncharacterized. Gene Ontology annotation, cellular component: mitochondrion. The record is from RefSeq and is a predicted model, not a curated record. Bases 1 to 570 code for a protein of 189 amino acids. Gene Ontology annotation, molecular function: thiosulfate-cyanide sulfurtransferase activity. The transcript has 2 exons. Lineage: Eukaryota; Fungi; Ascomycota; Dothideomycetes.